Cercocebus atys (sooty mangabey) is the source of this 1474-nucleotide messenger RNA. RefSeq names its product RNA binding motif protein 43 (gene RBM43). The record is from RefSeq and is a predicted model, not a curated record. The coding region runs from base 1 to 1185 and encodes 394 amino acids. The transcript has 4 exons. NCBI's taxonomy places the organism in Eukaryota, Metazoa, Chordata, Mammalia, Primates, Cercopithecidae.
AUGACAUCUAGGGCUCUCUGCAACUACAAGAUGAUUGACGUUAUGAAAAGCGUAGCCCCCCGAGUAUCAACACAGGAAGCGGCCACCACCUCCUAUGUGUUUUCCCUUUUUGCGUUUUUUCUUUUUUUAAAUCAACUCUGCUGUUGUUGCUGCUGCUUAGCAAAACGGCAGACAGCCGGAGCGGGUGGAAGGGCCGCCCUUUUCUUCGUAGCCUCCAAGGGAGCGGGAACAAAAAAACGAAACCAAAACCUGCCUGCUCGCUCCUCUCCCCAUCCCCCGCGUUCCGCUGGUUGUGGGCUUCCUGCGGCCGCCGAGGGCGCGUCUCUCCUCCGCCAUGUUGCAGAGAAUGUCAUCAGACAAAAGAAACACCGGCUAGCAAGGAAGGCUAGACAUGCUGAACUCACAGUCUCUCAUUUUAGUGACAAGAUCUUCAGCUCUGUAAAUGCCAUCCUUGAUCUUUCUGUAUUUGGGAAAGAAGUUACUCUAGAAACUCUGGUAAAGGACCUGAAAAAAAAAAUCCCGAGUUUAAACUUCAGUCCUUUGAAACCCAAUGGAAGAAUCUCCGUGGAAGGAUCAUUUCUGGCUGUCAAGAGGCUCAAAGAAUCUUUGCUAGUAAGAGCAUGUUCUCUCUUAGAAAAAGACAGAAAUUUUACCAGUGAGGGAAGAAAGUGGAAUAGACAAAAUCCCCAAAGGAGUCUACAGAGAAGUAAUAACCCUUUGGCAUCAGUCAGGACUUUAGUACCUGAGACUGCUAGAAGUGGAGAAAUGCUUGUGCUUGACACAGAUGUUUUUCUUUACCUGCACCACAAGUGUAGAUCUUACGAAAGCACACUGAAAAAAUUCUGCAUUCUGAGUCAGGAGAAAGUGGAUGGUGAAAUCACCACAAUUUGUCUAAAAAACAUUCAAGUUGGUUCUCAGCCAAACAAUGCAAAACAUGUAAAAGAGCUCAUUGAGGAAUGGUCACAUGCUCUUUACUUAAAGCUUAGAAAAGAGACAUUUAUUUUGGAAGGAAAGGAAAAGAAAGAGAAAAGAAUGAUCAAAUGGGCAUGUGAACAAUUAAGUUCGAGAUAUCCUGAAGUCCUGAUUAACUUUUAUAGGACACACGUUGACAUUAUAGGAUCUUCUUCUGACACUUACCUGUUUAAAAAAGGGGUCAUGAAAUUAAUAGGGCAAAAGGUUAGUUAAUGAAAUCUCAGCAAUAUAGUCAUAAGGGCUGCUUUCCCUUGCUGAGCAGUGACCAUUGCCAUGAAUGAGGCUAGCUUUACACACCCUAUCUCAUUAAUCCUUAUGCUCAUCCUUCAUUGUCAGUGUUGACUAUUCUCAUGUUAUAGUGGAAGAAACUAGGAUUUGGAGAAGUUAAAACACUUUUCUGAAGUUAUCCAGUUGACAAGGAAUGAGGCUGUGGCUUAGCCCAGUCUAUCUGAUUAUACAGAUAAUAUCUAAGGAAUAAAACUUUGAAAAAAAACUCACCAAA